Papaver somniferum (opium poppy) is the source of this 1521-nucleotide messenger RNA. RefSeq names its product thylakoidal processing peptidase 1, chloroplastic-like. Lineage: Eukaryota; Viridiplantae; Streptophyta; Magnoliopsida; Ranunculales; Papaveraceae. The annotation marks the transcript as partial. Gene Ontology annotation, cellular component: chloroplast thylakoid membrane. Gene Ontology annotation, biological process: thylakoid membrane organization. Gene Ontology annotation, molecular function: serine-type endopeptidase activity. The transcript has 5 exons. The record is from RefSeq and is a predicted model, not a curated record.
UCUGGGUCUGCUGGUGUUGGGAUUUUAGGGGUUUCUUCUAAUCCCUCUUCUUCUAUGCUUGGAUUUAGUGGUGGGUCUUCUUCUUUGUUCUUAUCAUUUAUUCAGGGAACAACAAAGAAAUUCUUUCCUAGUAACGAAGGUUUAGUUAAGAAGGAAGGUUUAGCUAUAGUUGACGAGGUUGAUGAUAAAGGUGGUACAAAUACAAUUUUUGAUGCUAUUGCUUCUGAAAUUACUUCUGAUUACAAAGAUAUGAGAUUCACAAGAGAGGUUUGUGGAAAAACAAUGGAAAACAAUAAAUGGUACGGGAAAUUAGAGAAUUUUUGGGCGGAAGAUGUCAAAGCUAUAUUUACAGCAUUGAGUGUGGAUUUGCUUUUCCGAUCUUGUAUGGCUGAACCAAGAUCGAUUCCCUCCCUUUCAAUGUAUCCUACACUUGAUAUUGGUGACAGAAUUUUAGCAGAAAAGGUUUCGUAUUUGUUCAAGAAGCCUGAAGUUGCUGAUAUAGUGAUCUUUAAAGUUCCUCCUGCAGUUUUGCUUGAUCAAUGAUAGAUUCCAAGUAAACUCAAAGAGAGAGCUUACACUGGCUGACAAAGAUUUCAGUUUGGUACUGCGAUGUAAUCCGAGAUGCACUUUCUAGUCAUUUAUGAAUAACAAAGAGAGUUGUUUCUAGCUGAACCUUACUGUGUAUUGUUGUUAUUUUGUCCUGCAACAAUGUGGGUCAUGGUGCAACAAGUUUUGCUGGUGCCUUUGCUAAGCAAGUGAGAGUCCUUAGUAAAAGUACAACAAUUGGAUUGUCGGCGAAGCGUGAUGACGAAGGUUUUAUGCAUCCGAAAAGGGUACAAAAACUUGUGAAGAAGUUUGGCUCUGAUUGUUCCGCCCGUUUCCCUUCCAUAUCCUCCAGUGAACUUUCUGAAGUUGAUCUGAACUUCAGAUUCCUGCAGCAUUAGCGUAUGGACCUGAGCCUGCAUGAUGCUUUGAAGGAUUGACUUCAAGAUUAGGACCGUUGAGCUCGAGGGGCAACGUAUCAAAUUUCAAAUAUGGUAUGUUGCUGGUCAAGAACAUUUCCGGACAAUUACUACAGGCAUGUUGUCAUUGCUUAUAUGAUCAGGUUGAUUUUCUCUCUAUAAUUUAUCUUCUUCUUCGUUUUAUGUUAUGAGUUGUCAUUAGAGUGAAUUUAUAAGGUACACAGCUUAAGUAAGUUUUUUUUGCUUAAUAAUAAUUGUAUUGAUUUCAAAAAUGAGUUUACAAAAAUUGUUCAAAAAUAACAAGGCUUGGAAAUAGAAGCAAACAAGGCACGGAGAACUUGAUGAAGAAUGCUUGGCAACUAGUGUUUGGGAAGUAUCUGCAAGUUUUGAGUAAGUUUGCAUGUAGUAUUUGAGCUGAACUAAUAGUGUUUUUAGUGAAAAUGAACUGAGCUUGGUCUAUGUAUUCCAUUUGGUACUUGAAGAAUUUGUUUUCUUUUUUGAUGUGAAUUGAGUGAAUAUUUGUAUGAAUUGAUUGAGAAACUAUUGUUGAAUUUGGAGG